Molecule: messenger RNA, 2934 nt
Organism: Fonsecaea multimorphosa CBS 102226
Lineage: Eukaryota; Fungi; Ascomycota; Eurotiomycetes; Chaetothyriales; Herpotrichiellaceae
Exons: 6
Coding region: 1-2934 (977 amino acids)
Source: RefSeq, a predicted model, not a curated record
AUGAAUGCUACAACAACCGGCUCCUCGGCUGCGUCCGAAAUAUUCGAUCGCGAACUCACCAAGUUCAGAAAUCGCCUGAACGGAAAGCAUUAUGAGGAAUUCAAGCAUACAUCUCUCAAGGACGUUGAAAAGGCAGUAAACGAAAUCCAGAAGCGUCAGGAAGCAGAGAAGGGACUGCGCGACUUAACCCGAAUUCGGCGUUUUCUGGAGGCGAUGGAGCAGUUUGGUAAUGUGAUUGAAGUCUUCACCAAUACUAGUGAUUUCAUUGCCUUUGUCUGGGGCCCGCUGAAAUUCCUCCUACAAGCAUCGAGCAACUGGGCGAAUGCUCUCGAUACGAUAUUGGAUGCCUACGAGCAAAUCGGUGAAGCAUUACCUCUGCUUGAGCAGUAUGCGUCACUUUUUCAAAAGCAUAAAGAGAUGGAAGAGGUGCUCGGUUUGAUGUAUAAGGACAUUCUUGAGUUUCACCUGCCGGCAAUCCACUUUCUCAACCGUUCAGGCUGGCGAAAGCUUUUUCGGUCAGCAUGGAGUGAUUUCCAUGCAAAAUUUGACGGAAUUCUCCGGAACCUCCGCCAGCACAGACGUCUGAUUGAAUCACAAUUCAAUCUGCUACAGGCCCGUCAGCAUGAAGCACAUCGUAUAGAGGUACUGAAGGAAAUUCAGAAAUGGGGUGCGAAGUUAGAUGACGCACGCGAGUCGCUCAAGCGCCGAGAAGAAAGUCGUAGAGACGAGCAACGGGCCGCAAUACUUGAGUGGCUAGCGGCCGGAAGAAGUACUCGUGACUCCCACGAAAGGGCUCGAAAAGCCCGCGAAGACUAUCCCCAUACCGGACUUUGGAUCACUCAGAACGAAAAGGUGUCUAGCUGGCUCACGGAUGACAUACCCAAGUCUUCGGUACUAUGGAUGCAUGGCAUACCUGGCGCAGGGAAAACAGUGUUGGCGUCGAUCAUCAUUGAAGCUUGCCUAGAACGACUGCGCCAACAGGACCAGCAGGACCAACAAGACCAACAGCAAGGCAAAACAGCGUACUUUUAUUGCAGACAUGAUGACGUUAAUACCACCACUUGUGUCUCAAUCUUGAAAGGUCUUCUCGCUCAGCAAAUCGAUUGGUAUCCGGAUCUGGUAUUACCUUAUUUUGAAGAAUACCGGCGGCAAAGCGGCGAACCUGUCCUGACACUUGAGAAAGUCGCAAAGCGCCUGUUCGAGACGGUUUCCGAACAGGGCCAGCGACAAUACAUCAUUCUCGAUGGUUUGGACGAAUGCCGGUCAGAGGAACGAAAAUUGAUAUUGUUGUUUCUUACCUCCUUGGUCAAAAGGAUUGACGACAGAGAGCCGUCGAAACUACGUCUCCUCGUCGUCAGCCAAGAUGAGCCUGAUAUUAGGAAACUGUUAUCGUCGGCGGAAGAGUUUCCGAUCAAACCCGAGGACAACAAGCAGGACAUACGGACAUUUGUGCAAGUGUGGAUAGGCAAAAUUCAGGAGAGGUUUCGACUUGGAGACGAUGCGUCAUCUUCGUUGGCGAGACGCACAUGCCACAAUGCAGCAGGCCAAUUUCUGUUCGCCAAAUUGGUGAUGGAACAUCUUUUCCUUCAAUCCAACAUUGAAGAUUUUGAGGAUGAAGCUAAUGCUGGGUGUUUCCCGAAGGAGUUGAAAGAAGUGUACAAUCGCAUCAUCCAACGUAUCAAGCUACGUCUUACCGACCGUGGAUGGGACGAUGUGCAACAGUUUCUAGGGUGGAUGACUUGUGCCGCCCGGCCGCUCAAGUGGCACGAAAUUCAGGGUGCAAGGUCAAUAUCUCUCGAGAAGCGGAACGUAGCCUUCGAGAGACGUCGCCUCCGAGAUGAAGCUCACGACCUGUGCGGACCAUUGGUAGCUGCCGAUGGGGACCGUGUAAAUCUUGUGCAUAGCACAGCCAAGAGAUAUAUCGCGGAGUCAGAGCAUUUUGAUCUUUUCGCCGUGGAAUGCAGGCUUACGAGCUUGUGCCUCGGGUACCUCGCUUUGCCUUGCUUUGACGGAGAUGUCUUAGAGGAGAACGUACGCAAUGGUUCCUACGCAUUUGCGGACUAUGCAGUUGCCAAAUGGAUGAGCCACUUCAAUCAGAUACUUGUCCGGCUAGGCAGUCAUGUCGACCCCAGGAAAUCUCCCGCAUACGAAACUGUGGUACAGGAGCUCUGUGAUGAAGUGGAGAACAUGGUACGGAAGUGUCGGGACUGCCUUCAAAGCAGCCACGCCGAGGCCGAAUCAUUACAGCAAAAAUCCAAGCUGGAGCCCGAAGUCUGUCGCCGACUUGAGGAAUUUGACAGAACCGAAGAUGGGUUUAAAGCCGAGGAUGAAUUUCAGUCCCUAUGGGCUCACAUUGUGCUGCAUCGGUCCAGGGUUGUUGACAAGCGCAACGAAAUCAGUUUAGACAGGCUGAAGACCACGAUGGACGGCUUCCGAAAGUUGCUGGAAGAGCUCUCUAAGGACAGAAACUUGCCCGCAGAUGAUCAAGAGAGACUGAAGUCAUACUACGGCUCGGGGUUUUUCCGAUGCCCAAAAGUCACCUGCCCGAACUUCGACGAAGGCUUUUCCGAUGGAAAAACGAGAGACAAGCAUGUGAGAAAACACAACCGUUCCUAUGAAUGCCUUGAGGCAGCCUGCGACUUAGCCGAACUGGGGUUUUCAGAGAAGAAGGAACUCGACUAUCAUAUGCGUAACUACCAUCCAGACACAGAGAUGAAAGCUCAGAUCUUCAAGGAAAUGAAGCCAGCAACACCCAACCACGCAAAGUUUGGCUGCGGACUGUGCGGCAAGAGCUUUGUCCGGAGGGGCAUUUUGCGAGACCAUGAACUAGCGCAUAGUGGUCAAAAGCCAUAUGAGUGUGCGCGUUGCGGGAAGGCUUUCACGAGGAAAAAUGAUUGCACCAGGCAUGAGAAGAUCCACGAGAACCGACGAUGA